Canariomyces notabilis is the source of this 2744-nucleotide messenger RNA. RefSeq names its product PLP-dependent transferase. The record is from RefSeq and is a predicted model, not a curated record. Gene Ontology annotation, biological process: sphingosine biosynthetic process; ceramide biosynthetic process. The transcript has a single exon. Bases 314 to 2302 code for a protein of 662 amino acids. Gene Ontology annotation, molecular function: pyridoxal phosphate binding; serine C-palmitoyltransferase activity. Gene Ontology annotation, cellular component: serine palmitoyltransferase complex. Lineage: Eukaryota; Fungi; Ascomycota; Sordariomycetes; Sordariales; Chaetomiaceae.
CGGUUCCCUAGCUUAAACGGCGGGAGCGGUGGCAUGACAGCGGAGCUAAAAAGGGGGGGCGGCUUGUCGCUUUCACGGAAACCUCCCGCUGCGACUGACGCCGUCAGCUUGCAGCGUCCCGAACAUACACACCGCCCCUCCUGUUCCCAGACCCCAAUUUGUUCCGCCUUUUCUACCUUUGACAUCUCGCUGACACCACGUAUGCUGUCUGUAGGCUCAAUUGGCGCAUUCAAUUUAGCACAACUGUCGCAAUUGGAGCCGUCACUCCCGACAAGCGCUCUGCACCGCAGCUCAUGCGCUCUUAAAGGAAGCUAUGCCCCGAAAACUUUCAAACCCCUUCGCCUCGCCCAGCAUGCCACCUUCUGAGAAGGCAGGCGAGCGCCGGCCUUCCCAGUCCAAGGGCAACCGCCUGGCCGGCUUCUUCUCAACAAAAUCGAAGGAGCAGUCCCCGGCGACGCAGACCCACCAGCAGGGCGUGUCGCAGCAAAUGACAUCCACCGCCAUGUCUUUGCCGACCAUCUCCUUGUCGACUGCUUCGGCUGCCGGAGAGCUCAGCAGCGACGAGCCUCCAACCACCCUAUUUCAGCCCCCUUCGGCCGACGAGACCAGGACGCGGCAGCGUGCCGAGGCCGAGUUCGGACCACUACUCAGCCCAAGUCAUCGAUACGUCAGUGCGCACCAUGGCAAGCGGCUGGACCCGCCCAUUGAAGACGAGCCCCCAUACUACUAUCUUCUCACCACCUAUAUUAGCUACCUGCUCUUAAUCUUCUGUGGCCACGUGAGGGACUUCUUCGGCAAGCGCUUCGGCGACAAGAAACACUAUCGGCCCCUCAAGGCAUUCAACGGAUACGCCCCGCUUAAUGACGACUUUGACAACUUCUAUGUAAGACGAUUGAAGAGGCGCCUUGACGACUGCUUCGCCCGACCCACGACUGGUGUUCCCGGGCGCUACAUUACCCUCAUGGACCGCAAGUCGGACGAUUUCAACCGCUCGUACAAACUCACUGGCACCUACACGGAGACGCUAAAUGUGAGCUCGUACAACUAUCUUGGGUUUGCUCAGUCAGAGGGUCCCUGUGCCGAUGCUGCCGAGGAGUGCGUACGCAAGUAUGGCAUGAGUUUUUGCAGCCCCAGGGCUGAUGCCGGCACCUCGGAUCUCGUCCUCGAGGUUGAGCGCGAGGUAGCCCAGUUUGUGGGCAAACCCGCCGCAAUGGUAUUCUCGAUGGGCUUCGUGACAAACGCCGGUACUUUCCCGGCUCUCGUAUCCAAGGGCUGCCUCAUUAUCUCGGACGAACUGAACCACGCCUCGAUUCGCGUUGGUGCCCGUCUUUCCGGCGCUGUCAUCCGGUCGUUCAAGCACAACAACAUGGACGAUUUGGAGAAGAAGCUGCGCGAGGCCAUCGCUCAGGGUCAACCCCGCACUCACCGGCCUUGGAAAAAGAUUUUGGUUGUCGUCGAGGGUCUCUACUCGAUGGAGGGCACCAUGGUUGACCUUCCCGGCGUUCUGGAGCUGAAGAGAAAGUACAAGUUCUUCCUCUACAUGGAUGAAGCUCACAGUAUCGGAGCGGUAGGCCCCAACGGCCGCGGUGUCUGCGACUAUUUCGGCGUGGACCCGGGCGAGAUUGACAUUCUCAUGGGGACGCUGACCAAGUCUUUUGGCGCCAACGGCGGUUAUGUUGCCGCCGAAAAGCACAUCAUUGACAAGCUCAGAAUGACCAACCCGGCUGCCCUUCUGGGUGAAUCACCUGCUCCGUCGGUCCUGAUGCAGAUCCUUUCGUCUCUCCGAGUCAUCACGGGACAAAUCGCACCUGGACAAGGCGAAGAGCGCCUGCAGCGCAUCGCCUUCAACUCGCGGUAUCUUCGCCUGGGCCUCAAGCGCCUCGGAUUCAUUGUCUACGGUCACGACGACUCCCCCAUCAUUCCCAUCAUGCUCUACAACCCGGGUAAGAUGUCGGCUUUCAGCCACGAGAUGCUCAAGCGCAAGAUCUCGGUGGUGCUUGUCGGCUACCCCGCCACACCCCUCAUCAGCUCGCGCGCACGCUUCUGUAUUUCUGCCGCCCACAACAAGGAGGACAUGGACCGCCUGUUGGCCGCCUGCGACGAGGUGGGCGACAUUCUGCAGCUCAAGUUUUCUACCGGCGUUGCAGGCGGACAGGAGCCGCUGCCUGAGGGCGUUACCCCCGAGAUGGAGAAGGAAUGGCGCAAGGCGAACGGCCUGGAGGGCGUAAUCAAGCCCCCGAGAUGGAAGCUGGAAGAUGUCAUUGCCCGCGGCGUGGAGGACUGCAAGCAGCCGCUGAGGUAAAACAUGGUCAUCACGUUGCUCUUGGUAAAUAUGGGAGUUUGGCGGAUGCACAUAUUGAAACGGGAUGGGUGCACACAGUCUUUCCUGACUGGACCUAGAGGAAGGGGAUAUGUCAAAGGCCUGCGGUAAUGUGUAAGAUUCGGACUCUUAUUCUGACGGAGAUACGGCGGAUGUAAUGACGCGGCGAAAUGACUGAAGGUCGAGGCCUGUUUCCCUGGUUGCUACGGGAGUCCAUGGUGGUUGUGCCCAGUCUUACCGGUAAUAUAAGGUAUUAUAAGGGGUAGGUUGAGGGUGACGGCGCAGUUGGGGGCAUCGGCUUCUUGUUUUGUUGGAUGAAGGGUUUCGAAUCCAUCGUUGGGAUGGCUUUGGCUAGGAAUAGAAGCUGUACCACCCCGUCGGUCCAGUAGGACUUCACAAACCAGUAUCCAAGUGGCAUUUGUGU